Molecule: messenger RNA, 1044 nt
Organism: Mya arenaria
Lineage: Eukaryota; Metazoa; Mollusca; Bivalvia; Myida; Myidae
Exons: 2
Coding region: 1-1044 (347 amino acids)
Molecular function (GO): zinc ion binding
Source: RefSeq, a predicted model, not a curated record
AUGGCUGAAGGCUUCCAAACAAAUGUACACGACCAAGUUGGCGGAAGGUCUCCAGACUCGGAUCAAACGUGUGCCGACGAUAACGUUCCCGGUCGGAAGGGGAAACGUUGUGAUCCAUGUAGAACCAACGGGAGGUGGAAUGAUGCGGUGGUGCUGUGUAAAACCUGCCAACAACACCAGUGUGAGGAGUGCACAAUGAACCACUCCUUGAAUGACAUAAUGGUUGGACACGAUCUACAAGGUUUGGAAGAAGGCCAAAGUAAAAUAUGCAUCAAACACAAGCAGGAUGUAAACAUAUACUGUGUAGACCACGAUGAAAUGUGCUGUGGACUCUGUGGUGUAAUGUACCAUAAGCAGUGCACUGAAGUCACAGAUAUCAAAUCAGGUGGGAAAUUGUCGCUUUCAAAUAUUCGUGGAUUGUGUGAAAAUAUUGAAAAAGGUGAUGAAAAACGAAUCCAAGAUUACCACAGCCAGGUUAAGGUCAUUCCCGAACAAAUUGACAUCAUGAAGAAUGAAAUAGAUAAACUGUUUGAUGAUUUCAAGUGCAACGUUGUUCAGAGUACCCGUGAUGCAGUCAAGAUUGAAUCAAAGAAAAUAGCUGACGCGAAAAUAAAUCGAACGGCCAUUACUAAAGAUACUGAUACAACAUUAGCUACAUACAGUGAUGAUUCCUGUAGAAUGCAUCUGUUUACCAAAAAAAUAAGACAACACAAAAAUACGAUUUCCAAACAGGAGUCCGACCAAUAUGUUCUGGAUAUCAUUUUCGAAAUCAACAAGUCAUUGCUUUCUGUCGUACACAACGGAGAUGCCAUCGGUUCACUCCACUUGGAGAAGACGUUCACCAAGGCAACAGCCGGGUCGUUUGUACGUCUCGUAAAGUUACGUCUGUUGGUGUCAACAGAUAUGAAGCAGUAUGGGGAUAAUGAUAAGAACCCUUCCAUCUCUGGACUUGACUUUCUUCCUGAUGGCAGGAUUGUUGCAGUAGACAAUAUCAAUAUGAAACUUCUGAUUUGCGGCGACAGCUGUCUCCUACAGGGAGAGUGA